CUCCACUAUGAAGGCUGUACUCAUGAUUUUGUGGAGCGUCACCGUUCAUUCGCUCGAUCUUGACAACGGAAUCGAACACAAACCAGAAGUGAAUUGUGGCAUUGACAAGAUCUUUGUAGACGUCGAGACCGUCAAACCAUUCACAGGUCGCCUCUUUGUACAAGGUGAAGCAGACAAUAGUGAAUGCGUGAAGAUACCGUCUGAUUCCUCUACACGUCUUUCAUUUGUAUUGCCCAUUGGUGCUUGUAAUAUGAGAAGACAAAGAACGAUGCGCCCCAGAGGAGUGUCAUUCUCCUUCACGCUUGUCAUAUCCUUCCAUCGACUAUUCGUCACCGGUGUCGAUCGCUCAUUCCACAUCAAGUGCUUCUUUCUUGAAUCCGUUAAAAGCCUGGAUUCGCAACUUGGAUUGAAAGAUCUCACAACCGAAGUCAUUGAGCAACAGUACCAACUUCCGGACUGUUAUUACGACCUGACUGAUGGAACAGAUGAUUCGAGUUUGAAAUAUGCUCAGGUUGGACAGCGAGUGACCCAUAAGUGGACCUGCAACGAAGAGUCGAGUGCGAUAUACGGAUUUCUGAUCCACAGCUGUUAUACAGAUGAUGGUCAGGAGAACAAAUUUGAGCUGGUAGAUGAUAGAGGGUGCUCUACGGACACGUAUCUUUUACCACACAUUCACUAUGAUGAAAAUAAGCUGUCUGCAUCUACUACUGCCGACGUCUUCAAAUAUGCAGACAAGGGCCAACUCUAUUUUACCUGCACUGUUCAGUUGUGCUACAAACACGACGGAGGCUGUGAUGGCAUGACGCCUCCAUCAUGCUCCUCUGAAUCUCGCAGCUCAAGCAAACCAACUUACAGCCCUACAGAAGAUUACGAUAACGACGAGGAGGAGGACUCUCAUGAAACAACAGAUGCGGAACCAUCCUCCUACAGUCACAGCGAGUAUCGCGGGACGAGGUUCAAGGACAGUCCAAUGAAUGGAACGUACACAGAUGUGAUUAGCCUAAAUCGUACAGGUGCUGUGCGAAGAAAAGGCGCAAAGAAGAGGAGGGAUUCAGGCAUGGAAUCCGAUCUCAGCGUAGGUGUGAUCGUCCUGCCUAUUGGUGAAACAAGUAGCGGUACGAAUUUUGUAACCCGUGUUGCAAACGUUUGUGUCACAAGAUUUGCUGCAUAUCUAUCGUUAGUGGCUGCUGUUAUAACAAUAGCGCUUUGCAGCAUCGGAGCAUAUCUAUUAGCAAAACGAUCGAACCCUUACGAUUCAAACAUGGACGCCUUUUAAUGUAGAUCAGGCUUGUGUAUAUUGUUACGUAAUGACUGCACUGUAAAACGGGCUUUGUGCACUUCCAAA
Cylicocyclus nassatus is the source of this 1345-nucleotide messenger RNA. NCBI's taxonomy places the organism in Eukaryota, Metazoa, Nematoda, Chromadorea, Rhabditida, Strongylidae. The record is from the annotation of a GenBank genome assembly.